GGCGCGAGCAGCCGCGCAGGCCGGAGGAGGUCCCCGAGGAGCCCGCGGUCGCGCCAUGCUGGGCCUGCAGACUCUCCUCAGGGCGGGGGCCGCGGCGGGGCGAGGGGCUGGGCGGCAGGUUUCGUCAUCCUUUGCCACAGGGCCCAGACAAGGUGAUGGCACAUUCUACGAGUUUCGUACUUACACUAUUAAACCAGAUAAAAUGAAAAACUUCCUGGAACUGACCGGCAGAAACAUUCACCUUCGGACUGUGCACUCACCGAUGGUUGGAUAUUGGACCUUGGAGUUUGGAGGACUGAAUAAAGCUUUCCAUAUCUGGAAGUACGAUAGCUUUGCGCAGAGAGCUGCUGUCCGGACUGCAUUAGCCAAGGACCAAGAAUGGCAGGAAAAAUACAUGUCUCAAAUGCUGCCCUUGUUAGAUAAACAAGAGAAUGAAAUUGCAUACUUGGUACCCUGGUGUGAACUUGGCAGUCCUCCAAAGGAUGGAGUCUAUGAGUUGGUGACUUUCCAGAUGAAACCGGGUGGGCCAGCUGUGUGGGGACAGACAUUCAAAGCCGCAGUUAGCGCUCACGUCAAGACGGGAUACACUCAGCUGCUCGGAGUCUUUCACACAGAAUAUGGGCUACUUAACAGAGUUCACGUGCUUUGGUGGAACGAGAACCCAGAUAGCCGGGCUGCUGGGAGGCACUAUGCCCAUGAGGAUCCUCGGGUGGUGGCAGCUGUGCGGGAAAGUGUUCAGUUUCUGGAGUCUCAACAAAAUCUUCUCCUGCUACCGACAGGAUUUUCCCCACUGAAAUAGUUUAAAAAAAUACUUAGUGGGAGGUUAGAGUAAUUUCUCAACAGUGUUUAUAUCGCACUCUUAAAUGUUACUGUAGUCUUCACUAUUUUGCCCUUUUUACUAAACUUGGUAUAGUUUGCACUUGACUCUGCUGCUUAAACUGUUUUCCACAAGCCGUUGACAAUGAGAUGUCUUCCUUGUGCACCUCCAUUUUCAUAAAUCUGAACAGUGCGUAUCAUUCUAGGGUGCAGACUAGAUGGUGACAGUUUACUGUAUGGAGCCCCCAGUAUUCCACGUCCCCCUUUUAAAGAAGUGGUGUUUGGGACCCCAGUUGAAACUGGAUCCCCUGUGCUUUCCAGGAAUGGCCUAAUCAGGUUAUAGUUUGUCCCGCUAGAUAAAAAUAGAGGUCAUGAUAUAGGACUUGCUUGCUUCCCCAAUGGGGAAAAUGGAAGGCCUGUAGGAGAGACUUCAACAUUUCUCAUGGACUGAUUGUGUUUGGACUGAAAUGGGUUAAAAAGCAAACCUGUUUGCAGUACAAGUGUGAUGAUGAUAGGGGCCUCGGUAUUCGAGAAGUUGCGAAGCUGAACCUGUUUUUGUGUUUGUUUUCUCUCCAAAAAUAUGGGAAUGUUCUAGUCAGUUUCUGUUUAGGGUCUAAAUCAGCUUUAUUUCCUCUGUUCUCUGAAAAUGUCUGAUCAUCUUUUUUUUUUAAAUGUGUCUAUGACUUGCUACAAACGCUGUGAAUGAACUGAUGCCAGGUUAAUCAUGUAUUGGGUGAUAUGCAUGUGCUUGGAUUGUUUGAAUAAAAAUGGCAUUGGCUAAAAUGUAAGCACUGAAGUAUAAGCAAUGUUAAAACAAUGAUUUAGAUAAGUUUUUUUUUUAAAUAAAGUUAUUCUAUCUAUAA
Eublepharis macularius is the source of this 1679-nucleotide messenger RNA. Its product is annotated as protein NipSnap homolog 3B-like. Gene Ontology annotation, cellular component: mitochondrion. The record is from RefSeq and is a predicted model, not a curated record. The coding region runs from base 56 to 799 and encodes 247 amino acids. Lineage: Eukaryota; Metazoa; Chordata; Lepidosauria; Squamata; Eublepharidae. The transcript has 6 exons.